Danio rerio (zebrafish) is the source of this 1049-nucleotide messenger RNA. The record is from RefSeq and is a predicted model, not a curated record. NCBI's taxonomy places the organism in Eukaryota, Metazoa, Chordata, Actinopteri, Cypriniformes, Danionidae.
UAUCUUCUGUUGUGUUCAGCAGAAGAAAGAAACACAAACAACUUUGGAACAAAUGGUGGGAGAGUAAAUGAUAAAUUUGUUUUGUUGGUGAACUAUCCAUUAAAGCCACCGACUAGACUUCAUUUCCCAGCAACACUUGGGAAAGAGGAAAUGCUUUUCAACUUUCACUUCAGCGCCACACGCCCAUCAUCACUCAAUACAGCGGCAACAGUUCGAGAUUCAGUGAACUAAACACGUUCAAAAAGGAAACCGCGAACAUUUUAGGCGUCAUUUCAUUGUUUAAUCCCGAACAGUUGUGUUCAUGGCCAGUCAAACCUGGUUGGAGUCUUCUCUGCGCCGGUCAUAUGAACUCGGCCAGGAGGUGUUGGAGAAAGCAAAGAGAAGGUCUGUUAGCAGCUCAAGUACAAAAUCUAGACCAACUCUCGGGUUCUGUCACAAGGAAAGGGGCUCAGAGGGAGAUACCUGCCAUUCAAACUUGAACCAUGCUUUUGCAACAAUAGUGGAGUACAUGUCAGAAACUACCAGACAAUGCAAGAAAUAUUACACAUCUGUGCACCGGACUCAGCCCAGUGAGCAAGAGCACAUCUGUCGUUAUCAUUCCCAGCAGACCUUGAAGACUGCAGACCAGAAGCACAAUGCUACGGCUGCCACUAAACAAUAUGCAGGUUUGUCAGAAGCAGAGGAUUUCCUCAUUGAAGUGUCUCCGGGAACCUAUUCUAUCACAGCAGCAAUGCAGGACACAAGACCACAGACCAAAACUGUCCAUGUCGAUGCAGGAGAGAGCAUGAGCCUUGCAUUUAACCUCUGAACUUCAGCUCUAUUUUAAAUGGCCUUCACUGAGGACUUGCAGUAAAAUUCUAAACGCACUGAUUCUGACUUUCGUAAGUAUUCAUCAAUUGUAUUGUUUGAUGCUCAGGAAUAUGUAUUCAUCUAUUUUUAUAGUAAUCGUGGAUUUAAUUAGCCACAAUGAGAUUUAGCAGCAAGACAUUUGCCCUUAAUUUCACUUUAUUCCCUGAUGUUGGUGAUUAAUAAACUUCUGUGUAAUUUUA